Molecule: messenger RNA, 1871 nt
Organism: Lycium ferocissimum
Lineage: Eukaryota; Viridiplantae; Streptophyta; Magnoliopsida; Solanales; Solanaceae
Product: cytochrome P450 77A1
Exons: 2
Coding region: 91-1617 (508 amino acids)
Cellular component (GO): membrane
Molecular function (GO): heme binding; oxidoreductase activity, acting on paired donors, with incorporation or reduction of molecular oxygen, NAD(P)H as one donor, and incorporation of one atom of oxygen; iron ion binding
Source: RefSeq, a predicted model, not a curated record
CUUUAUAAACAAACAAGAACUUCUCAACACACCACAAUUUCCUCACACAACCCAAAAAGAAUAUAGCAACUCUGAAGAAAGGAAAAAAAAAUGGAGGUAAUGGACAUUCUAUUACUUGGCUUAGCUUUUCUCUUUUUUUGUGUAUGGUGGAAAUAUUGGUCAGUCACUGGAGGUGGCAAAAAAAAUCUGCCACCAGGGCCACCUGGUUGGCCAUUAGUAGGAAAUCUUUUCCAGGUUGUUCUCCAACGUCGUCCGUUUAUUUAUGUAGUACGUGAUUUACGUAAAAAAUACGGCCCUAUUUUCACCAUGCAAAUGGGGCAACGUACCCUUGUUAUAAUCACUAGCUCCGAACUCAUCCAUGAAGCCCUAGUCCAAAAUGGCCCGCUUUUCGCGAGUCGACCUCCAGAUUCACCGAUCCGUCUUAUAUUUUCCGUUGGAAAGUGCGCCAUUAACUCGGCCGAGUAUGGCCCGUUAUGGCGCGCUUUGCGACGUAAUUUUGUGACGGAGUUGAUAAAUCCAACGAGAAUUAAACAGUGUAGUUGGAUAAGAAAAUGGGCUAUGGAAUACCACAUGAAAAGGCUAGAAAAUGAAGUAUCUCAACAGGGUUUUGUUGAGGUGAUGGCUAAUUGUAGGCUUACUAUAUGUAGCAUUCUCAUUUGCCUUUGUUUUGGAGCUAAAAUUUCUGAAGAGAGAAUCAAGAAGAUUGAGAUCAUACUCAAAGAUGUUAUGCUUAUUACUGCUCCUCAGCUUCCUGACUUCUUGCCGGUGCUCACACCGUUGUUUCGCCGCCAAGUGAAACAGGCAAAGAAGCUGAGGCAGACUCAACUUGACUAUCUAGUUCCUUUGGUAAGAGACAGGAAGGCAUUUGUGAACAGCAAUGGAGACCCUAAAAGCAGCCAUUCAGAAAUGGUGAGUCCAAUUGGUGCAGCCUAUGUUGAUUCAUUAUUUAGUCUUGAACCACCUGGCAGGAAACUAGGAGAAGCAGAAAUUGUCACACUUGUUUCAGAAACAAUAGGUGCAGGAACUGAUACAAGUGCCACUGCACUAGAAUGGGCUUUGCUUCACCUAGUGACAGAUCAAGAAAUCCAAGAAAAGCUCUACAAGGAAAUAGUUGAUUGUGUUGGUAAAAAUGGUUCCAUUUCAGAAAGUGACGUUGAGAAAAUGCCUUAUCUUGGAGCCAUUGUGAAGGAGACUUUUAGGAGGCACCCACCUAGCCAUUUUGUGUUGUCACAUUCUGUAACAAAUGAUACUCAAUUAGGAGGGUACAAUAUCCCUUCUGAUGCCUAUGUUGAAUUUUACACUGCAUGGUUAACUGAGGAUCCUAGCCUAUGGAAAGAUCCGGGCGAGUUUCGGCCGGAAAGGUUUUUGACUGGGGACGGAGUUGAUGUGGACAUUACUGGAAUGAAGGGCGUGAAGAUGAUGCCAUUCGGGGCGGGUCGUCGAAUCUGCCCCGCUUGGUCAUUGGGUACGUUGCACAUCAACUUGAUGCUUGCUAAGAUGGUCCAUAGAUUCAAGUGGAUACCCAUACCCGACAACCCACCCGACCCGACAGAGACCUUUGCUUUUACUGUAGUGAUGAAAAAUCCCCUUAAAGCAAUUAUUUUGCCAAGGAUCUAAAUUUACGGCAAUUAAUUAUAUCGUGUUUGGUUAAUUUCCAGAUGUGUGUUCAUGUGGCGUGCGAUGUAUUAGGUCUCAGGUUGCCUCUUUUUUAUGUACGUUAUACGAAUUAUGGAUAAAUGUUUUUUUUUUCAUUCUGUUUUUUUUUUAAUGUAAAGCCUCUCUAGAUCCUAGAAUUUAUGGUUGUGGGGCCUAUUUUGUCCAGAAUAUUAGAUUAUGUAUUAAUGAAAAUUUUAUCUAUAUAGUACUAACAA